UCCGGAACAGUCGACGCAGUUUCGCUCCCUGCCGCUGGUAGCAGCGCAGUCACUUUCAAACAUUUACAGGAGUAAAGUCGAGCUUCUUCAGAGUUUCGAGUUUUCUCUCUGUCUCCAGGAUCUCAAUUCAGGAUGUCUGUCACUGUGUCCAAGGUUGAUGGAGUCACUAUACUCACCUUGACCUCUGACCCUAAUAGCCCUUGGCCUCCUCUGUGCCAGAUCCUCAAGAACCUUUGCAGCAGUCCAGUGUGCUGCAAAGUGUCUCAGCACCUGAGGCGCCUCAAAAGACCUUCUGAGAUAGUGCUGGGGACUCUGCAGAUUAUGAUUGGGCUUCUCAAUGUUGUCCUCGGAUCAAUCCUUAUAAGCCAACACGAUGGAUCAUGGACCAUGAGUUAUACCGGCUAUCCUUGUUGGAUGGGAGGGUUGUUCAUCAUGUUUGGAAUUGUCAGCAUUUUGUCUGACAAGUAUCCAAGUCCAUGUCUGGUUAUCGUCAAUGUGAUUCUGAAUCUGACUGGCGUUGCUUUUGCCAUUGCAGCUAUUGUGCUGUAUAGCAUCAGUGUAUCUAAUCUAUAUUGGCCGGAAAUGUGUUAUGAAUGCUACGGCGGCAAAACAGUAAUUAUGAUGCUCUACAGAAGCAUCAUUGCUGUGCUAAUUGUGCUGUCAGUCCUGGAGCUCUGCGUCACCAUCAGCUCAGUCGUCUUGGGGAUCAAGAGUCUGAAGAGCAAAGAAAAGGGACAAACCAAGAGCACUGAUGACCCAGAGCUCUACAAACCACUUCUCGAGGAAGUUACCACUAAGCCUACAGUCUGAAUGUAAUUGUGCUGUGAGGAAUUGUAAGCAUGUGCCUUCAUAGCUCUGACUCUGUACUACGACUAUAUUGGUCCAUGUUACAUAAAAAUAACGGAAUCUGUUGCACAUUUCAUCAGCAUUUGACUACAGACGUGAGGGCUGUAGGUCUUUAGUCAUUGAAGCUGAGGCACUAAGGCAACACUGUCUAUAUACUUUUGGCAGUGAUGUUAUUAUUUUAGUUGUGACCAUCAUGGAUGCAAUGUGUUUUAGUGGCGAAAGCAAUCACUUCUAACAUUAUAACUAUGCUUAAAAAAGUGAUCACAUUUUUAAGCAUAGUUAUAUUUAGAAUAAACUUAUUUAAAAUUUUAUAAUGAUAUCUAAUUUGAAGGAGGCUCCAGGGCAGACCCAGGACUCACUGGAGAGAUUAUAUCUCUCUGCUGGCCUGGGUGUUCCCCCGGACAAGCUAGAGGGGGUGGCUGGAAAGAGGGAGGUCUGGCUUCUCUGCUUGGGCUGCUGCCCCCGUGACUCAGCCCCGGAUAAGCGG
Molecule: messenger RNA, 1333 nt
Organism: Pundamilia nyererei
Lineage: Eukaryota; Metazoa; Chordata; Actinopteri; Cichliformes; Cichlidae
Product: membrane-spanning 4-domains subfamily A member 8-like
Exons: 7
Coding region: 133-810 (225 amino acids)
Cellular component (GO): membrane
Source: RefSeq, a predicted model, not a curated record